This is a messenger RNA of Parnassius apollo (apollo), 933 nucleotides long. NCBI's taxonomy places the organism in Eukaryota, Metazoa, Arthropoda, Insecta, Lepidoptera, Papilionidae. The record is from the annotation of a GenBank genome assembly.
AUGGAUGCGCUGCGAAUGGAGCGCAAAGGGCCGCUGCCUGGAGGUCGCCGGGGCGCGUCUGGAGCUGGCGCUGGACGCGGCAGCAUGCGGGCCGCCAACCGAGCGCGAGGAGCUGCACGGUCAACUAGCAGCCCUCCGCAUCCAUCAUCCCCAUUAGAAGGCUUGGUGUCGGCUGGGUCUUCUCGGACUCAGCAAGCGGCACCCGCCGCUGGUGGAGCACGUCGCAUGCGUUGGUCACAAUCACAAGCAAUGAACGCAAACGCACUGCGGGCGUACUUUAGAGCAAAAGGGGAAGAAACUGGAUGUUUGGCGUAUCGGGCUAGGAUGCAUCGUCUUUUUGCUGAGCUGGAGCCAUCUUUAACCGUCCCAGAGCAAAACCUGGCAGACCGAGUUUGGUAUAUCUUGCGCUCAAAUAUAUUUGAUGUCGCCGAACUCGAACGGCUACGACGUGAGGCUGUUCCCUCAUCGGAUGAAAAUGCUACGGCUGAGGAUGCGGCGCCACAAAUUGUAGAGCAACCCGCAAACGUGGAUGCCGCCGUGAAUACCCCAGUUGUGGUUGAUUCAAACGAUGAUGGAGCAGUCGCCCAGGAACUGGAAUUAGAGCAUAUGAGGAGUACAUUGGAAGAGGCGAUUGUGGAAACGCGCAGUACGCCUCUCGAAAAUCGACCGCGACUUCCCCGGAUAGCCCUAAGCAAGCGGUAUCGGGCUGUCGUGAGGGCUCUGAACCCAAUGCUGGUGACCUAUUUGGAAGCCAGCCGGGACCUUUGCGAGACGGACUCAAUUCUUUUUGGCGCCGCACUGGGAGUCUGCCGUAUUAUAGGCGCCAAACUCUCCACGGCUGGACGCGCUACUGGACAAAGUAGUGCUAUCCCAGCCUGGAGAAUAAGAAUUAAAGAACGUAUCGCAAAGGCUAGCGCCCUCAUCGGCAGAUGA